CUACAGGCGCUUCUAGCGAACUGUUCGAUGGAGUGGUCUAAGGAUAAAACGCUGAAGUUGAUCGAAUUGUUGCAAGUGAACGCGAGUAUUUGGAAUCCGUCUCUGUGUGAUACCAGAAGAGAUAAACAAAAACGCAAGGAAGAAUUACGGGUUAUAUCAGAACUGCUUGGCAUUUCAGUGCCGGAUACUACGAAGAAAAUUCAACACUUAAGAACACAAUACAACAGAGAAUCGGCAAGAGAGGCUAGAGCUAACGCCGAGGAUCCAAACGACAGAUACGUCAGUAAUUGGUACGCAUUUGAGUACCUCCACUUUAUGAAGGAUUCUAAUAAACCGUAUAGAGUAUUGCAGUCGGAUUUACAGUCAGAAGUAAACAGCAAUAUAGUAACACAUUCGGAAAACUCUAUUAGUGAAUGUAAAAUUGUUAAUCUAUCACCACCACAUAAAAUCCCGAGGACGGAUACCUUUACACCUGUCAAGCCAGAACUUCUUUUCCAAACUGAAUCCAAAAGUAGAGAUGAGUUUUCAGUUUUUGGAGAGUAUAUAGCCAAUGAAUUAAGAUCAUUAAAAGGCGAAAAAAACUUAUUAGUUGCUAAAAAGAAAAUCCAAGAUGUCAUAUUUGAAGUUAAAAUGGGUAUGAUCUGCGAACCGAGGACAGAACAAAAUUCAGGGUGUUCUGUCUACACACACACUAGUCAACCGCAUAAUUCACCACAGAUGCACAAUGGGAAACUAUACACCACACCAGUUAUGACAACAGCCCAUAUAGACCCUUUAACAUCAUCACAGACGCCCCCUACAUCAGGAAUAGGGGAGAUUAUCAUCAAUAGUGCUUGCCAUUACUCAACAUUCAAAGUGGACACCUAAUAGCAGUGUCAUCCACUUCCUAAUGAGGAAGUGGAUAAAACUGAAACAUAUACUAUAAGAAACUAGUUUUGUAUAGUUGAUUACCCUUAUCGGAUUCAAUAUUCUUAACCUAUGAAGCCGUAGCUUAAGAAAAUUCUGAACACAUAUGAAUAUGAUUUACAAACUGUAUGUAAUAAGUCAUCAUCAUCAUACAUCAUCAACAUAAACCUCCCCCAUAAGGGAAGUUUUGCUAAUAGUUGCCACAUUUGGCAAGUAGGUUGGCAACUACAAUUAAGAUUUAGUGAUAUUUUAAAAGGAAUGCUGCUGCCUAUUUCUGCCUAUUGGGACCAUUAAGUUCCCUUAAUCAGUUUUUACAACACCCACAGAAAAGGGAAGGGUGGCCUAUUCUAUGCUUGGGACUAUAUCACUACAUAGUAUAAAAUAAAGUCAAACAUAUAUAAUAAGCAUUGAAAGUAAAACAUUUAAUUAGAUCAUUCCAUUAUAAAAUUAUAGUGUAAUAUUUAUAAGGGUAUAGUCACUUACUAAUGACAUAUACUAAUUGUAAAUCUGUUAAAAAUACAUACCUACAUAUCUUUGUUAUAAAUUAAUGUUAAAACAAUUCUUAUCGGAUAAAAUUGUCCACAACCAAAAUAGUCAAAAUAUCAGGUCAAUAAAAAUACCUUUUAUUUCUAAAAUCUUUACAAUAAGUAUUACUAAGAUAAGCAGGAGCCUGUGAAUAUAUAUUAAAUUGCAGUUAUAUUCAUGUAUAUACGUACAAGUAUGUAUACUAUAUAAUUUCAAUGUUGUUGUUGUAACAUUACUAUUACAGUACUUUAUAAUGAAACUGAUAUUUAGCUAUGUUAUUUAAAGCAUUUUGCUUUGAUGCUUUUAUAUUAAGUAUUGAAAAAAACAGGUGUAGUUAUGCCUAUGUUGUUCAGUUAU
Messenger RNA from Galleria mellonella (greater wax moth), 1788 nucleotides. RefSeq lists its product as uncharacterized. The record is from RefSeq and is a predicted model, not a curated record. The coding region runs from base 28 to 867 and encodes 279 amino acids. NCBI's taxonomy places the organism in Eukaryota, Metazoa, Arthropoda, Insecta, Lepidoptera, Pyralidae. The transcript is spliced from 2 exons.